UAAUCGGGAUUAAUCGGAUAAGUUUGCUCCCUCACUCAAAUUAGAUCUAAAUCACACUAUUCACUGCAGUGGAGUGCAUGCGCACAAUUGCCACCGCGUUCCAGUGAAUGGCAUUAUGGAGAUAUGCCAUCUCUACUAGUAGUAUAAAGGACUGAAGUAGAUGUGCUAAACUGACCUUGCCCCCGCUCUCUAAAGCAUUAUAGCACCACAAGUCGACAUCGGUCAUACAGUCAUGUCUUCAAACUCUAUAACUGAAAAAGAGGGCCCAAGGGACAACUACUACGUCCAGACUGUCAACAUGGACGCCCAAGCACCCCCUGCAGCACAGAUGCAGCCCUUCCAGAGGACGUAUGGUAACCCUGUACCCUUGGGCAUGCUAGCUUACGGGACCGUCUUGCUGUGCUCGUCAAUAUUGACGCUUGCCUCCAAGGAUGUUGGUCAACCCAACCUGGUUAUGGUUUUCGCCACCUUCUUCGGUGGUAUCUCUCAAACAAUUGUGGGCAUGUGGGAGAUGUUCCUUGGUAACACGUUCACGGCAACAGUCUUCGGCACCUACGGAGGUUUCAAUUUUUCUUUUGGUGCUAUCUACCUGCCUCAACUAGGCCUUGCGGCCGCAUACACCGUUGACGGUGUUCUCGGACAGGAGUUUUACAACGCCAUCGGGAUCUACCUCGCCAUCUGGGACUUGAUCACGUUCCUCUUCCUCCUUGGCGCGAUCCGUACAACUUUCCCUAUCGUUAUAACACUCGCAUUUACCGUUUGCGCGCUCACUUGUCUUUCCCUAAAUGCCUUUACCGGCAACCCACACUUGGCAACUGCGGGUGGUGCCCUUGGUGUCAUCGCUUCCUUCGGUGCAUACUACGGUGCUCUCGCGCUCUUCUGGACCCAACAAACCACGUACUCGUUUAUUCGCCUCCCCGCUCUCGUCAUAGGCCCUUCCAAUGUAUAAGUACUGAGCUGUUAGUCCUCAGUCAAUCGCUCUUUCUUUCCUUCAGUUCUCAAUCUCAACUACAUCCCCAGUAUUGAUAUGUUAUUUUGUUUGUAUUAGAUUCUACCUGUUCAGCUGUAGAGUGGAGCGAAAUACAACUAUUUGGCAGUGCCAGCUUUGUUUCCGGGUUGAUCAUACUAGCAUCAUGCACAUGGGAGUCACGCAAAUUGUUUCCGCGGAAACAGAUGUUCC
This is a messenger RNA of Suillus bovinus, 1180 nucleotides long. Its product is annotated as GPR1/FUN34/yaaH family-domain-containing protein. Gene Ontology annotation, cellular component: plasma membrane. Bases 233 to 949 code for a protein of 238 amino acids. The record is from RefSeq and is a predicted model, not a curated record. Lineage: Eukaryota; Fungi; Basidiomycota; Agaricomycetes; Boletales; Suillaceae. Gene Ontology annotation, molecular function: acetate transmembrane transporter activity. The transcript is spliced from 8 exons.